Grosmannia clavigera kw1407 is the source of this 999-nucleotide messenger RNA. Its product is annotated as extradiol ring-cleavage class 3 subunit b. The record is from RefSeq and is a predicted model, not a curated record. Gene Ontology annotation, molecular function: ferrous iron binding; zinc ion binding; oxidoreductase activity, acting on single donors with incorporation of molecular oxygen. Lineage: Eukaryota; Fungi; Ascomycota; Sordariomycetes; Ophiostomatales; Ophiostomataceae. The coding region runs from base 1 to 999 and encodes 332 amino acids. The transcript has a single exon.
AUGCGUCUAUCUCUCCGAGUACCGGCCAUUCUCGUGACGGCAGCGGGCGCAGCAUUGCUAGCAUACAAGGCACGGCGGUUUGUGCCGACGACGACGACCGUGAGCGCGUUUCUGUCGACGAGCAGCUGGACGGCAAACGUGAACAGAAUCAACGAAACGGACAAGUUCAGCAUGGCACGGGCAGCCGUGGUGGCGCUCUCGCAUGGUGGCGGGCCGAUGCCGGUGCUGGGGGACCCAGACUCUCAGGCGCUGGCGGGGAGUAUGCGGACGCGGGUGCCGGCGAUUCUGGGGCUGGAAGACGCCGCUCGACGGCCACGAGCGAUCGUGCUGGUAACGGCGCACUGGUCAACGACGAAGCCGACCAUUUCGGCGGGACCGAUGCACAAGCUGCUGUACGACUACGGCGGCUUCCCCGAAGAGGCGUACAGUCUGCGCUACGAUGCGCCUGGGUCGCCCGAGGUGGCCGGUCGCGUGGCUGAGCUGCUGCGUGGCGCUGGCUUCGACCCGCAGCUUGACCUGACCCGUGGCUGGGACCAUGGCGUGUUCGUGCCGCUGCUGCUGGUGCGCCCACAGGCCGACAUCCCCGUCGUCCAGCUGAGUGUGCUGCGCAGCGAGGACCCGGCCCAGCACUUUGCCAUGGGUCGCGCCUUGGCUGCCCUCCGCGACGAGAACAUUGCCAUUGUCGGGUCCGGCUUUGCCAGCUUCCACAACCUCCGCCUCAUGUUCAGCGGCCUCACCCACGAUCCUACCCUCCACGCUCGCCUAUCUGUGUGGAACGACGCCGUGUCAGCUGCGGCCGCCGUCCCCGACGCCGGCGAGCGUGACGCCCGCUUUCGCCAGUGGCGCACUUGGCCCGACUCCUACAUCGCCCACCCCAACGGUGGCGCCGAGCACUUCUUGCCGCUCAUCGUCUGCGCCGGCGCUGCUGGCGACGUCGCCGCAAAGUCCUACGCCGAUGACUAUCUUGGCCUGAACAUCCACUCGUACUACUGGGACUGA